Messenger RNA from Fomitopsis serialis, 963 nucleotides. RefSeq lists its product as uncharacterized. The coding region runs from base 1 to 963 and encodes 320 amino acids. Lineage: Eukaryota; Fungi; Basidiomycota; Agaricomycetes; Polyporales; Fomitopsidaceae. The record is from RefSeq and is a predicted model, not a curated record. The transcript has 5 exons.
AUGCCGAAACGAAAGCGCACCUUUGAGGAGCUCCUCAAUGACACCUGCGGCGCUUGUCAUCAGCCUUUCAAGACGACGCAGGGCCUCUGCGCCCACCAGAGCAUGAGCAAAAAAUGCUCCUGGUACAAGAAAGGAAAAUUGAAAGCGUUGACAGUCGGAACGUCAAGUCCACGGGACAACGAUGGCCAUCCUCGGCACCCCCCAGACUAUUCACAUGAAGAGGAUGAAGAGGAUGAUGGCAAUGGCGAAGGAGAGGACGAUGAACUGGACUCACUGUUCGAUUUUAUUGAGGUCUGGCCUUCGACCGCAUCGACUCCGAAUGCAAGACGUACGGCGCUCUCUCUGGACGACGAUGACGAUGAGCGAGUAGUGGAUGAAGAUGAAGAGGCAGGCGUGGUAACUCAAGUCGAUUCACAAGUACGUAGGAAAUGGCUAGAGGGCAGGGAGGAUGGACGAUCAGACGGAAGUGCGGACGCCGACGCAGAAGAAGAGGGCGCGGAUGACGCAGAGGAACAGACGAAGAAUCCAUGGGCGCCAUUCGAGUCUGAGAUGGACUGGCGAUUCGCCUCAUGGGCUAUCCAGGAAGGACUUACCUUGGGAUCUAUUGACAGGGCGUUAGAGAUUCCUGGGUUCCAGGAGAGACUCGGCCUCUCGUAUCACAACAGUCGCUCUCUCCUGCAACGCGUGGACUCUCUUCCUGACAGGGCUGAGUGGAUGGAACGAUGCCUCUCGUUCAAGGACCGUCCGAACGAGAAGCAUCUUCUCCAGUUCCGCGAUAUUAUUCAAGCAAUCAGGACUUUGCUAGGAAACCCGGAGCAUGCCGAUCACAUCGUCUAUCGACCUAGGCGGAUUUUCUCUGAUGCGUCGAGGACACAUCGCCUGUACAACGAAAUGUGGACGGGGCGUUGGUGGCACGCUGUCCAGGUGAGCGGUCAGCAUCAGUUUGCAUAUACCGAUUGCUGA